Messenger RNA from Symbiodinium sp. CCMP2456, 1101 nucleotides. The record is from the annotation of a GenBank genome assembly. NCBI's taxonomy places the organism in Eukaryota, Dinophyceae, Suessiales, Symbiodiniaceae.
AUGCAGGGCGCGGAGUGCGGCAUAACUUCCGAAGCAGCGCCUUGCGAAAACGCACGAGGCAGACGAAGGCGCCGACGUCGACACCGCAGUCGCUCGCGGGACAGGGAUGUCUUCGAGCCGCAUCAUGCCAGCGCAGUUCCACGGGCAUUGGCCCUCUCUGCAAAGCCUCCUGACAAAGACCAGCCCAUUUCCACAAUCAUGCUGCGGAACAUACCCUGCAGGUACACACAAGGGUCCUUGAUGCAAGAAGUCGACCAGCUGGGCUUUGAAGGCUGCUACGAUUUCUUCUACCUUCCCAUGGACAUGCGCAACAAGAAUAGCGUCGGCUAUGCUUUCAUCAAUUUCAGGGACUCCAAGACCGCCGAGCGCUUCGUCGAGGCAAUGCGGGAGCACAGCUUUCGACGGCACGCCAGCGAAAAGCAGCCCAAAGCGUCUCCGGCGCAUCUUCAGGGAUUGCGAAACAAUGUACUUCAUUUCGCAAACCGUGCUGUGGCGAAUUGCCGCGACACUCGGUACCGUCCAGUCGUACUUGCCGAAGGUGGGCGUCGUCUGGACCUCCACGACGCUCUGGCUCAGCUCGACGGUGAAGUGGAGACUUCGGCGGCCGAGGUCGGAAAGAAAGCCAUUGCCGAGGCCUCGCGCUGCUUCGAAGCUGCCAAGGCCAAACUGGAGGUGGCCAUUGCAAGGGUCCUUGCCGAUGCUGGCCGUGACGGCCGUGUCAAGCCGGAGGGUCAGGCAAAGGCCGUUACGCCGCUGGGGUGGGUGGAGACGGCGCUGCGGGAUCUUGCCCAGGAGGUGGAUCCACAGAAGCAUCGCCGAGGCUUCAAUGCCGGGUGGGUAGCGGAAACCUUCGCCAAGUUGGUUGGGGGCACGCCCGUGACUCCGCGUGGAACCUGCCGGGCCGAUGCCCUGCUCCAGCCACCUCCUGCUGCCUGGGAGCACCCGCAGGGCAAGGUGGGUGGCUGGGUGGAUGAGGCCUUUGUCGCCUUGAUGGAUGAUUGCAAGCUCAAGGAACUUCCGUCCAGGAGCCUUUGUGAAGGUGUGGGUGCCUUGCAGAGACUGAAGUCGCUUGGAGGAUGGGCUUGGGUGGCCUUCGCCUAG